Molecule: messenger RNA, 4867 nt
Organism: Magnolia sinica
Lineage: Eukaryota; Viridiplantae; Streptophyta; Magnoliopsida; Magnoliales; Magnoliaceae
Exons: 10
Coding region: 378-4529 (1383 amino acids)
Biological process (GO): protein phosphorylation; signal transduction
Cellular component (GO): cytoplasm
Molecular function (GO): protein binding; protein kinase activity; ATP binding
Source: RefSeq, a predicted model, not a curated record
UCCAUCUGUAUUCCUUAAAACCGAAGAAACAAGAAAAAAUGCCACGCCUUCGCUACACAUAUACAUAUAAUAAUCAUAUAUACAAAUCCCUUUCUCUAAAAUCCUGAUCUCUCGCCCAAACGCCCCCCUAAAUCCUACAUAUCAGGCAAAGACUCACUAAAAAGCUAUUAAAGAUAUCGUCCAAACGGCGCUAAAUGGCUUUCUCGUCACCGUCAGACUGCGCCUCUUUCUCCUGUCUGAGUUGAAUCCCCUUAGACCAUACUCUAUAUACCGUAGUCUCGGUGUAUCUCCCUCUCCAAUUAAUCUCCUUCUAUUCUCCCGCUAGGGUUUUAUAAAUGUAGAAAACCCAAAACCCUAUUUUUUUUUUCCUUUGAAUCAUGGCCGUCGAUCGGAACUCCAUCCCGAAAGAUCUCCGGCCGUUGAAUCUAAAUCGGAUGGCGCCGGACGAUACUCCCAUUUCCGAGUCCUUCCAUCAUAGUCCCAGGUUCAGACCCGUUUUCUACCCUACCUCCGUCGCUGUCAGUUCGAAUCCGGCGUGGGCCCCACAUCCAUCCGCUGCCGCCGGUACUUGCAAUGCACCGCCGGCUGAUCUUCCCGGCGAUGACGCCGGGGAAGAUCUUCCUCCGUCGAAGAAAAUCAAGAUGCUCUGCAGCUUUGGUGGCAAGAUCCUGCCGCGGCCCAGUGACGGUGUUCUCCGGUACGUCGGCGGGCAGACGCGGAUUAUCAGCAUCAGGCGGGAUGUCGGGUUUCAUGAUCUUGCGCAGAAAAUGGCGGACAUCUGCGGGCAAUCCGUCGUCAUCAAGUAUCAGCUGCCCGACGAGGAUCUUGAUGCUCUGGUGUCGGUCUCCUGUGCUGAAGAUCUUGAUAACAUGAUGGAGGAGUACGAGAAGCUGAUCGAGGGGUCGUCGGAUGGAUCUGCAAAGCUGCGGAUGUUCUUAUUCUUGGCUUCUGAGCUCGAUCAGUCGGGGGUCAUGCAGUUUGGCGACUUGUCUGAUAACGGGCAGAGGUAUGUUGAUGCGGUGAAUGGGAUAACAGAGAGCGUUGGAUGUGGGUUCAAGAGAAAAGAAAGCGUUGCAAGCGCAUCGUCCACGCAGAAUUCAGAGGGGCCCGGCGGUGUUGGCGAGGCCAUGGAUAGCUCUGGGAUUGGGGAUGGUGAUGGGGCAUCAUCAUCGCAUACAGUGUUGUCUCCGACAGGUAUCGUGACAUCUCCUGAUUCGGCCAGAUUGACGUACGUGCCUCCCAGUACAAUGGUGUUUGCAGAAUCUCUGCCAUUGAAUCUUCCCCCCAUCUCGACGAGGUCCGCUGAGCCUGAAUCGGAGAGGUCUGUGCCUGCAGCUAUGGGACAGCCAGUGUCUGCCUUUGAUAUGCAGCCUGCUGUUGGAGAUUUGCGCCCAGCUACAAUGUAUCAGACUUAUGUGGAUUCUCACCAAGAGGCGGGCAGUUACCAGCAGAAUCCUUCCCAAAUUGGGUGCCCUGGUACUCAGCCAUUGCCUGUUGCUGGAUCCAUUUACGGGCGCCCCGAACACCUGCAACAGCUUCCGUCACAUCCGUUGGUGCCAGCAGUACAAGUUGCUACCACUUCAUCUUCUCCACGUGUAAAACCGAAUGGUGGGGCGCAGUUUGUGCAGGUGCAACAAAUGCGGGUCGAUCCUUAUUUGGAGGAGAGCCCAUUUGGGACACGGGUAGUUCAUCUUCCCAGCGAUCAAAGCUAUAAAGCUUUUCAACAGCAAUCCCAGUCCCAGCCUCCUGUUCCAUUGCCGGGACAAACUGUUGAGCGAUAUGGCUGGCGUGUGGUCCCACCACCUGAGCAUUUGAUAUGCACAGACGGGUGGGUAACUCAUCAACAGGGUGGCAUGCCGUUGUCUGAAAAAAUGGUGCAUUUGGAGGACUGUUACAUGUGUCAAAAAGCAAUACCUCAUGCACACUCAGAUACCUUGCUACAAGAGCAAGGGAACAAUGCUGGUCUCUUUAAGUCUGUUUCAGACACGAAUGCAGUUUUUCAGAGUCACCGUUCCGAUGAGAGCAUGAGACCUCGGCCUCCUCCACAUAGGGUAGUAGUAACUAGUGCCUUGGCAGAGGGUGCCAUGACCGAACGCCAAGAUGAUCAUGCACUGGGUGCGGAAGUGACUAAUCUUGGUUUUCAAGGAGCAGGAAUUCGGCCAAGGUUUAUGGGACACAUCGAUCCUACGUCCCACGAGCUUGCUUCACCUCAGCUGGGGCUAUAUGGGCUCUCUCAAGUACCUGAUGGGCAUCACGACAGUGCUUCUAGGACUAUGUUGCUUCCCUCGAGUGUGAUAAACUUCAGUGAUGGACAGACUGCAUAUGGAAUGUUUGUGGGCAAUCUUCCUCAGUCCCACCCUGAUGAUGCUCUGCAGCAACCUUCUACACAAUUGCAGUACAGGACAGUUGGCAUUGACAUCCCCCCAGUAAGGACUCUACCUUUCCAAACUUCAGAAACUCCGGUUCGAGAUGCCGCCACCGAAUAUCCUUGUAAGCAUCCUGGUUUUGUGCCAAAAGAAGGUAUUGCGGACUCGUGCUUUUCGUGUGACCAUCUUAGGCCCAUUGAUGGUCGGAUGGAAGCCUUCCGUAUAAAUCCACCUGAGAUUUCUGGAACAAGUGAACAGUAUAGAUCUCAUAUUAAACCGAAUGUUGCUGCCCCAAAAGAUUUAAGGCCUGAAACCACAGUCUUGAGUGUAGAGAAUGGGAUGCGAGUAACAGAACCAUUUACACAGUCAAAUGCCUUUAUGAAGACUGUAGCAGUUCCUGAUGGGAAUUACCAUAAGCAAAUUGAUGGCUUACCAUCUUCUUUGGAGAUUAAUAGCUUGCAUGAUUUUCAACCCAUGGAGUCCAGUCAGGUAUCACCUACACUAGUAAAUCCCGGUCCAUACCCACUUCUGAAGGUGGCCGUUGAACCUUCAAUUCCUAGUGAGAUGUGGCAUGGUGCACCCACGUCAUCGUUUUUCGAUCCUACAAUCCCCAUUGGAGAAUGGAAGGAUGAAGCUCAAAGGUUCCACACUAGGAGGGUUUUCAAUGAAGUUCCUGCAAAUUGUAAUGCACCAUUUCCAGUGUCAGAUGCAAGCACAGGCAGUGGGGUGGCAGGAGAUAGUAGGGAUCCUGCUACCUCAAACACUCUUUUCAGCAACCAGGAUCCUUGGAAUUUGCAACAUGAUACUCAUUUUCCGCCUCCAAAACCUGUUAGGGUAGCUAGCAAAGAGGCAUUGGCUCCAAGGGAUUCAAGUGGUGAGAAUCAUUUGGGUACUAAUGGCAAUUUGAGAACAAUGCGGUUAGAGGACGGAGGUUAUCAACAGCAAUCAGAUGGCUUAAACAAGGAUUCAUUUCCAGACCUUGGCCGAUCCAGCAAAGGGUCAGCAGAGGAGCAAAUCAAGCAAGAACUGCAGGCUGUUGCUGAGGGUGUAGCAGCAUCUGUUUUUCAAACAUCUACCUCUCCUGAGUCUGUCCUCUCAGGCUGCAAAAUGAAUGAACAAUUGACUGCUGAAGUCAAUGUAGAUGGAGAACUUCACGAGAGUGAUUUAGCCCCACAGAAUUCAGUGACACAGGACCUCAAGGCCAAAUUGUUGGAUCAGAUGAGCCCCAGUUUACCGCCAAUUACAGAUGGCAUUAACCGCUUGCAGAUAAUAAAAAACAAUGACCUUGAAGAGUUGCGGGAACUGGGUUCUGGCACAUUUGGGACUGUGUAUCAUGGGAAGUGGAGGGGUACUGAUGUUGCGAUAAAACGAAUCAAUGAUAGGUGUUUUGCUGGAAAGCCUUCAGAGCAGGACCGCCUGAGAGCUGACUUCUGGAAUGAGGCGUGCAAGCUUGCUGACUUGCACCAUCCAAAUGUUGUAGCUUUCUAUGGUGUCGUCCUGGAUGGCCCUGGGGGAUCCGUGGCGACAGUAACAGAGUACAUGGUUAAUGGUUCUCUCAGAAAUGCUUUACAGCGGAAUGAUCGGACCCUCGAUCGGCGCAAGCGUCUCUUGAUUGCUAUGGAUGUGGCAUUUGGGAUGGAAUACUUGCAUGGAAAGAACAUAGUACACUUUGAUUUAAAAAGUGACAAUUUACUUGUCAAUCUGAGGGAUCCUCAACGUCCUAUAUGCAAGGUGGGUGAUUUGGGCCUAUCGAAAGUGAAAUGUCAGACCCUAAUUUCCGGUGGUGUGCGAGGUACACUUCCAUGGAUGGCACCUGAGCUUCUAAAUGGCAGUAGCAAUCUGGUUUCUGAGAAGGUUGACGUGUUCUCCUUUGGGAUAGUGAUGUGGGAACUCCUCACAGGAGAAGAACCUUAUGCGGACUUGCAUUAUGGUGCCAUUAUAGGCGGUAUUGUGAGCAAUACGCUACGCCCUCUGGUGCCCGAAUCUUGUGAUCCGGAGUGGAGAUCACUGAUGGAGAGAUGCUGGUCCUCCGAGCCAUCGGAGAGGCCAAGCUUCACAGAGAUUGCUGACACGCUACGUUCAAUGGCAGCUUCUCUUCCUCCUAAAGGAAAAUCCCAACAGCAACAACAACACACUCCUGUACAGGCACAGUCACCGAAAUGAUUUCAGGAAAAGGUGGCAGCUCUUGUGAAAGAACACUUUGAAUCAAUCCCUUGUAUUUUAGAGCUACUGCAAUGCCUGCUUGUCUUGGUUGUUGCAUGCUUAAAUCAUUCGCCCUUCUUCUCUUGCAAUCUUCUUAUCUGCAGUUUCAGGUUUCUCCAGCUAUCCAUCAGAGAGGAAGAUGUAUGGGCUGGUAUGCAGUUUUCUAUUGCAUGCUUACACCGAUUUGGGAAAUCGUCGAGCAGGACUUGGUUGUCAGCCUACCAUGAAUCAUCUGUACAUAGCUUGCAUGAUUCUUGUACUUAAUUGUGUUUGCAUUUGAGUUUGUGGGAAUUUGCCAA